This is a messenger RNA of Pungitius pungitius (ninespine stickleback), 2919 nucleotides long. Its product is annotated as tubby-related protein 1-like. The coding region runs from base 233 to 1795 and encodes 520 amino acids. Gene Ontology annotation, molecular function: actin filament binding. The record is from RefSeq and is a predicted model, not a curated record. Lineage: Eukaryota; Metazoa; Chordata; Actinopteri; Perciformes; Gasterosteidae. Gene Ontology annotation, cellular component: cilium. The transcript is spliced from 15 exons. Gene Ontology annotation, biological process: protein localization to cilium.
GCUGAUCACAGUAGGCUAAUCCCAGUGGAAGCGUUGGGCCUCCUGGUUAUGUGGUCGAUUGGGGGAAACCUGCUGCUUUGCUAAAAAGCCUCUUAGAAGUGGGGUCAUGUGACCUCUCUGUGGGCUGCAGGGCGUGUAUGGAGCCCUGUGCACGCUCCUGAAAUAGAUUGAGUAAAGUGCUGCCAAGAAAAACCUCCACAUUCUUGCCAAUCGCACCGUGAGAGAGGCCUGGAUGCAAGACGAGAUUCAAGAGCUACAGGACUCGGCCACGCAGCUGCAAGUUAAGAAGCUGAAAAAGAAGAAAGAGGAGACUAACGGCACAACAGAUGCCGACAUGAAUGUUAAAGAAGCGAAGCCCAAAAAAACGAAGAUUAAGAAACACGAAGAUGUGUCCGAUGAGGACAGUCCCUCCAUCCAAAAUGGAAAGAAGCUGAAGAAAAAGAAACCAGAAAAAGACAAAGAAGAACCCGAAAGAGAAAAAGAGAAAGAACCAAAAAAGAAAGUAAAAAGUGCUCCAAAAAAGAAAAAAGCGGGUUCAGGCUCAGACAACGACGGCGACGACGUUGACAACGAUGAAGAAAGCUCCAAAAAAAAGACAAAGAAAAAAACACCAAAGGACAGCUCUCCAUCCGCAGCUUCGGCCAAAGAAAAGAAACCUAAACCUAAAGAGGACAAAGAUUCCGACGGAAAAGAAAAGAAGUCAAAGUUAAAGGAGAAAGACAAGAAGAAAGAGCCAGCUUCAAUGUUCCAGAUAAACGAAGAAAAAAACUCAAAAAGCAAGAAGAAAGCCAAAUCUGACAGUGAUGAAAGCGAAGAGGAGACAAAGUCAACCAAAUCGAAGAAAAAACCGUCCGCCGGCUCAGCAUCCAUGUUCCAAACAUCAGGGGACAAGGACAAAGACAAGAAAACCAAAAAGAAAGCAAAGGCAGAAGAGAGUGAUGAUUCGGACUCUGAAAAGGAAGGAAAAUCUAAGAAGAAAAAGGGCAAAGGCAAAAAGAAAAAGGAGAGAUCGCCGUCCCCUGAGAUUCAGUUUGACAACCUGGAGGAGUUUGUCAUGGAGCCGGCGACGCAGGGCGUGACCGUCAAAUGCAGAGUGACGCGAGACCAGAGAGGCAUGGACAAGAGCCUCUACCCAACGUACUACCUCCACCUGGACAACGCCAAGAAGACUUUCCUGUUGGCCGGCAGGAAAAGAAAGAGGUGCGCGACUUCAAACUACCUCAUCUCCAUCGAUGCCACAGAUUUAUCCAGAGGUGGAGAGAAUUUUGUCGGAAAGCUGAGGUCCAAUUUAAUGGGGACUAAGUUCACCGUGUUUGAUAACGCUCUGAAUCCAGAGAGAGCUCUUCCAGACAUGUCUAAUGCACGUCAGGAGCUAGCAGGCAUCAUCUAUGAAACAAAUGUCUUAGGAAUGAAAGGACCCAGAAGGAUGACCAUUAUCAUUCCAGGGAUGGACAAAAACAACCAGCGAGUACCUCUACGACCAAGAAAUGAAUGUGACGGCUUGUUGAUGAGGCACCAGAAUAGAAGGACAGAAAAUCUGAUCGAGCUACACAACAAGACGCCCGUGUGGAACGACGAAUCCGCGUCUCACGUGCUCAACUUCAACGGCAGGGUCACCCAGGCCUCCAUCAAGAACUUCCAGAUAGUCCACAGCAAAGACCUGGACUACAUUGUGAUGCAGUUUGGACGAAUAGCCGAUGACAUUUUCACGCUGGACUUCAACUACCCGAUGUGUGCGGUGCAGGCCUUCGCCAUCGCACUCUCCAGCUUUGAUGGCAAAAUCGCCUGUGAAUGACCUCAAUGUUCCCAGUUUACUCUUUGGACUCGUCUUUAGCUCGGCCGAUAGUGAGCGUGCUGCUGGGCCUCGUCUCAUGUUGUCAUCGGAUUAUCACGGCAGGACAAAGGAGAUUCCUGUUUUUCUGUCGCUAAUUUAGUGGAAACGAACGGAUUUCUCAGAGAGACACGCAUCAGCUGAAAGGACCUCGAUGACUGAACAAUUAAGGGUUUUUUUGAGGGAAUGAUGGCACACCUGGAUUAUGAAAAGUGCAAAAAACAGUCUCAAAAGAUGUCAAACUGUGUUGUGUUUUUUUGUUUGUGCUGUAUGAAAGUAACAAUUACGUUGUGUGGUUCAUGUGAAAUUCAAGCUCGCCAAAGAUUGAGUCAAGAUGAGUGUUAAGGCCCAUAUGUGGUUUUUAUCAAACUAAGGUAUCAAAAGUCUACCAACACAUUCUCUCACAGAAUAAAUAAUAGCUUAAAAAAAGAACGUAUUUUGAAGUCUCAUGACAGCUGUUUGUUGUUUGUUUUUAUAAACUCCAGGUUCCAGGAAUUGUUACAGUGACAUGGAAAAGUUUAAUAUUCAAAAUAGAAAUUCAUAGUUCUUAUAUUUGGUGUUCACGUGAUAUUUUCACACAAUAUAAAGGAUUUUAGCUGAUUCCAGCUCCUGUAGAAUAUUCUAUUUUGUAUUUUCGGUUCAACAUUUUUAUAAAAUGUUUUUUUUUUUUUUUUUAACACCGCCUUUGUUGCAUUUGGGAAAGCAUGUGAACUUUCGAUCAUGUUUUUGUAUUGAGGAGACAGUGUGUGGCAUUUGGCAUGCUCUAUUGGCAGAGAUUGGACGUUUUCUUCAGUGAAUUAUCAACCAAACGGGUCCAUGGCUCCGUGUAGGUAAAGAAGUUUGUUUCCCUCUGCUCGAUGCUUCCGGAUGAAACACACUGCACCUCUGAUUGUUAGUUGUUGGAGUCCGGCUCCACCUGCCCAGGGACCGCAGGAGGAGAGUAGCAUGCAGCGUGAGAUGUGCUACAUCUUUUCUCCUUGUAUGAGAAUGUUUUUGUACGUGGUCAAAUAAAUGUAAUGAUAUCAGCACUUAGUAGGUCUCCCAAAAUACUUAAAUAUUACAAUAAUUGAUACCAAAUGAGGCCAGAG